Molecule: messenger RNA, 2774 nt
Organism: Microcebus murinus (gray mouse lemur)
Lineage: Eukaryota; Metazoa; Chordata; Mammalia; Primates; Cheirogaleidae
Gene: OLFML3
Product: olfactomedin like 3
Biological process (GO): signal transduction
Source: RefSeq, a predicted model, not a curated record
AAUAUCCUUUUGGACUAUAACUAGGACUAAUGAUCAAUAAUCUGUUUUCUCCCAGUAGUAGGGAGAUCAGAAUACAUUUAUUUUGAUUUAGACUGCAACAUACAUAUGUAUUUUAAUUUUUUUCCUAAAGAAAUGAAUGUAAACUAGUGUGAAUUUGCUGAACACUAUUCAGUUUUGGUAAGAGAAUAACUUGGCCACUUUCAGGGAGAGGAAAACCAUGUAGAAUGGCUCUGCUGUCAGUCUCAUUUCCAGAUAAUUGAAAGUUUCUUUUACUAACUCCUCAAUGACCUGUUAUAUUUUCUUCUUUGGGCUAAAUCAGAGAGAUUGGUAUAGUCUCCAAAGUAGUAAUCAGGUCAUAUGUGGGGAAAUCUGCAUUUUAGUGAUGAAAACCCCUGUAAAUUCAAUCUUCUUGGCUUGCUUUGUGGAAAAUAUUCUACAUACAGUGAAGUCUAAGCCUUGGUUUCUCUAUUAGUCAUGAGAGAUGACACCAGGUGCUUAGCACAAGGUGGCGCCAAUGAGCUACAGAAGUUAGAUUUAACCACGUUAGCCUUUUUUUCCUGCUUUCUCUCCUCCAACCUCAUUUACUCUGCUUCCAGCUUCCACUAAACAAGACACAAAACAAUCCAUUCUAUUAUUGCAGGGAAUGGGAAGGAUUAAUGAAGGAUGUCAGUUUCUUAAGAAGUCAACAUUGGAAGCAUUCUCCUAAAUCAAGGAAUAGAGUUUGCUGAGUUUUCUCUGGGGUCUCUGCUUCCUGCAGCUAGCUUCUUUCCCUGGGUGACUGCCCAGAAGGCCUCUGCCUUCGGGUUUCCAUCUCUUUCCCCUCCAGGGGAGCCCACAGCCUAGGCGGGAGGUGGUUAAGGCUUCUGGCUGCUGUGCUAUGGGGCCAUCUGUGUUUGAUCAAUCCAGGCGGAAAGGAGGGGGUGGGGGUUGUAAAGAGACUGUGAAAGCAUUCCAGAGUAGUGAGAGAGACCCAGAGAUCAGAAAGAGAAGGCACCGCCCCCACCCCGCCUCCAAAGCUAGCCACGGGUUUGAGGGGAAGAGGCCGCCUGCACACUCCUACUCUGGCCCCACUCUGCAGGCUGCCAUGGGGCCCAGCACUCCUCUCCUCAUCUUGUUCCUUUUGUCAUGGUCGGGACCCCUUCAAGGACAGCAGCACCACCUUGUGGAGUACAUGGAACGCCGACUAGCUGCCUUAGAGGAACGGCUGGCCCAGUGCCAGGACCAGAGUAGCCGGCAUGCCGCAGAGCUGCGGGACUUCAAGAACAAGAUGCUGCCACUGCUGGAGGUGGCAGAGAAGGAGCGGGAGGCACUCAGAACUGAGGCUGACACCAUCUCAGGGAGAGUAGACCGUCUGGAACGGGAGGUUGACUAUCUGGAGACCCAGAACCCAGCUCUACCCUGUGUAGAGUUUGACGAGGUGACUGGAGGGCCUGGGACCAAAAGCAAGGGCAGAAGAAAUGAGAAAUACGAUAUGGUGACAGACUGUGGCUACACAAUCUCUCAGGUAAGAUCAAUGAAGAUUCUGAAGCGAUUUGGUGGCCCAGCUGGUCUGUGGACCAAGGAUCCAUUGGGGCCAACAGAGAAGAUCUACGUGUUAGAUGGGACACAGAAUGACACAGCCUUUGUCUUCCCAAGGCUGCGUGACUUCACCCUUGCCAUGGCUGCCCGGAAAGCUUCCCGAGUCCGGGUGCCCUUCCCUUGGGUAGGCACAGGGCAGCUGGUGUAUGGUGGCUUUCUUUAUUAUGCCCGGAGGCCUCCCGGAGGACCUGGAGGGGGUGGGGAGUUGGAGAACACUUUGCAGCUCAUCAAAUUCCACCUUGCAAACCGAACGGUGGUGGACAGCUCAGUAUUCCCAGCAGAAGGGUUGAUCCCCCCGUACAGCCUGACAACAGACACGUACAUUGACCUGGCAGCCGAUGAGGAAGGCCUUUGGGCUGUCUACGCCACCCAAGAGGAUGACAGGCACUUGUGUCUGGCCAAGUUAGAUCCACAGACGCUGGACACAGAGCAGCAGUGGGACACACCAUGUCCCAGAGAGAAUGCUGAGGCUGCCUUUGUCAUCUGUGGGACCCUGUAUGUUGUCUAUAACACCCGCCCUGCUAGUAGAGCCCGCAUCCAGUGCUCCUUUGAUGCUAGUGGCACCCUCACCCCUGAACGGGCAGCACUCCCUUAUUUUCCCCGCCGCUACGGUGCCCAUGCCAGCCUCCGCUAUAACCCGCGAGAGCGCCAGCUUUAUGCCUGGGAUGAUGGGUACCAGAUUGUCUAUAAACUGGAGAUGAGGAAGAAAGAGGAGGAGGUUUGAGGAGCCAGCCUUGUGUUUCGAAUCUCUCUCACCCCUGUACAUUUAUACUCCCACUAAUUUUCUGCUCCUCAUUCUUCAAAUGUGGGCAAGUUGCAGCUCAAAUCCUCUAUUUUUUAGCCAGUGGCAACCAAAUUCUCAUGGCCCCUUAAUUUCAGAUGGAACUCCAGAUCUUGAGUAAUCCUUUUAGAAAAAAGUGAAAACUCUAAAUGUUCACUCUUCUCUCCUGCCCCAUAUUAAUAAAUUAUAGGCCAAAGAUGACUCACACCCAGAGCUCUCACCCUUGUAUGGGGGCAACCCCAGGGAGCAGACUAGCUUGUUCUUGCCCUCACUGUGACUUAGGGGAGAGAGGAAUAGGAGGAGACUUCCAACUCUACACUCUCCCAACUCCUUCCUGCAGUGUCCUGAAGAAUGGGACUUUCUCCACAUCGUUUUGUAUUGCAACAUUUUGCAUUAAAAGGAAAACACACUACUC